Molecule: messenger RNA, 1461 nt
Organism: Closterium sp. Naga37s-1
Lineage: Eukaryota; Viridiplantae; Streptophyta; Zygnematophyceae; Desmidiales; Closteriaceae
Source: the annotation of a GenBank genome assembly
AUGCAUCUGCUCCAGGGCGGUCGCGACAUGGGAGAGACACUCGCCAACCCCGAUCAUGCGCCGCUCCCAGCGAAGAACGAUCAGGUGCGUCUGGCGGAAGCGGGGGAGACUAGGAACGAGGGGGAGGGAAUCAGGCGACAGGGGAGGGGUCGAGCAGAACCAGAGGAUACAGCCGCUGAGGAGGAUCACCCGGUGGAUCUGCAGACGGUGGAGGCUGCGUACGGGCAGGAAGCACGAGAGGUGCCCCAUCUGCAGCCGCCAGCGGCGGAGGAGCCGGAGGAGGAGGCGCGCGAGAUGACGGCAGAGAGAGAGUCACCGGUGGGGCGGGAGGGGGUAGCGGCGCCGAUGGCGCCGAGGGCGAUGACGCCGCAGGCACAGACGAUUGCUGAUGGGACGACUGGAGAGAUGCAGACGGGUAACGCGACGGCGACGACUCCAGGAGACGGUGACCGCACGUCUGAAGCAGGGGCCCGACGAUCUCACGCUGAACAGCGGGAGGGUGUUGAGGCGGACGGCGACCCCGGAAGGAGCCGCCACGAGCCCGGAGAUGUGGAUGGGUCCUCCCGUGGGGAGAGCGAUAGACGGCCUCCUCGUGCGCGACCAGGGCAGCGGCGGCUCGGAGCAGGGCUGGCGCCAGCUCGUCCUGGGCCUGUGAGUGGCUGGGAGCAGCAGGAGGACCGGCCGGGCGGUCCGACCGGGAGGAGGACCGGCGCUUGCCCGUCAUCGCAACGUGACCUGCACGCACAAGGAGGCGAGGGCGAGGAAAACCGCACGGCGGAUCAGCUCGAGGAGAACGAUGAGGACAGGGAGGAAGAGGUGAUAGCGACGGUGUCAGCAGCGUGGCAAAGGCAGAGGAACGAAACCAACAAGCAAAGGGCCUUACGAGAGCAGGAGAAAGAUAGGGCGAGGGGUCAGCAGCCGCGAAACGCGGCGGGAAGCACGGCCACGCGGGGACGCAGGAGGGGCCGGGGCAAGGGGGGACGGGUGGGGGAGCUAGCGAGAUCCGUAGCAAGGGAAAAAGCCAGAUCUGGAAACUGGCGGGAAAGGCACGGGAGGCCAGAGGAGCAGAACGCAGAACCAAUGAAUGACCCGCCUGAGGAAGAGGAGUCAGAAUAUAUGGGGGAGGAAGAGGCGGAGUCUGAAGAGGUAUCUGUGGAGGCCGAGGAUGGGGUCCCCGCUGGCAACGAAGGCAGACGAAGACGUGGCGGAAGACGAGGACGAGAAGGAAGAAAUCCCGACGAGGCAGGACAGGUGGGCGAAUCACCAGCUCAGCAGGCCAAUGAGGCCGCCAGCAAGGAGCGCUCACCGAAUGACAUCGCGGACGACGAGGACACAUGGCGGGCGGUAGCGAGUUGGGAUCUGGAUCCGCUACGAGCCAGCUCCCAACCAUUCCUGUUCAGGAAGCUUCCCCCGGAAAUUCUGAAAUCCUACAGCCACUGUCUCACCAUCCCCCUCUUGUGA